Messenger RNA from Zingiber officinale, 1219 nucleotides. RefSeq names its product inositol monophosphatase 3-like. Lineage: Eukaryota; Viridiplantae; Streptophyta; Magnoliopsida; Zingiberales; Zingiberaceae. Gene Ontology annotation, molecular function: inositol monophosphate 1-phosphatase activity. The transcript is spliced from 12 exons. The record is from RefSeq and is a predicted model, not a curated record. The coding region runs from base 135 to 956 and encodes 273 amino acids. Gene Ontology annotation, biological process: signal transduction; phosphatidylinositol phosphate biosynthetic process; inositol metabolic process.
CGUGGGGAGAACGCAUCCGCGGAUCCGCCCCAUGUGGUAGGGAAUAUACCCCUCCCUCCUCCCCGAUUGCUUUUCUAUUUAUUCUUCAGCUCACACGGCAGAGAGCGCAGGCAACGGCAGAACUCCGAUCCGAAAUGGGAGAAAACUACGAUGCCUCGGUCCUCGAUGGGUUCCUCGCCGUCGCAGUGGACGCCGCUAAGAGUGCCGGAGAGAUUAUUCGCCAAGGGUUUUACCAGACGAAGCAUGUGGAGCACAAGGGCCAGGUGGAUUUAGUCACUGAAACUGAUAAGGCAUGUGAAGAACUCAUCUUCAAUUACCUUAAGAAGCACUACCCUUGCCAUAAAUUUAUUGGUGAAGAAACUUCUGCCGCUUUUGGCAUUUCUGAGCUGACCGAUGAACCUACCUGGAUUGUUGAUCCACUGGAUGGAACCACUAAUUUUGUCCAUGGGUUCCCCUUUGUCUGUGUCUCCAUUGGUCUCUCUAUUGGAAAGGUUCCAACUGUUGGUGUUGUCUAUAAUCCGAUAAUUAACGAGCUCUUUACUGGAGUUCUUGGACAAGGUGCCUUCCUUAAUGGAACUCCUAUAAAAGCUUCAUCUCAAAAUGAACUAGUCAAGGCCCUUCUUGUCACCGAGGUUGGUACAAAGCGCGAUAAAGAGACAGUCGAUAACACAACCAGCAAAAUCAACAAAUUACUUUACAAAGUAAGGUCUCUCAGGAUGUGUGGUUCCCUUGCUCUGAACUUUUGUGGUAUUGCAUGCGGGAGGCUUGACUUGUGCUAUGAGAUAGGAUUUGGUGGACCAUGGGAUGUAGCAGCUGGUGCCAUAAUUGUUCGAGAAGCAGGUGGACAUGUGUUUGACCCAUCUGGUGGAGAUUUCGAUCUAAUGUCUCAAAGAGCUGCAGCAUCAAAUAGCCACUUGAAGGAUGCCUUCAUUCGAGAAUUAAAUAAAUCUGAGUAAAGGAUACUUUAUUGAGCUUGUUUGAAAUCAGUUUCUAGCUAUUUUAUUUUCCUACUGAUAAAAGUAUCGAGCAUAGAGAAAACAUUACAGAAACCAUCUCACAAGUUGUAGAUUCAACUAGUGUCAUUUAAUAUACAGAUUAAAAUAUCUGUUAUACUCAAAUUCAAUAGCUGCUGAAGGAGGCUUCAGAAAACACACUGUGAACUCUCUCGCAAAGCUUAUUCGAUGCCUCAGUGAAUAUAUUCUGCCAAUCCAAUUCUGAU